Molecule: messenger RNA, 5754 nt
Organism: Xyrauchen texanus (razorback sucker)
Lineage: Eukaryota; Metazoa; Chordata; Actinopteri; Cypriniformes; Catostomidae
Gene: mtmr1a
Product: myotubularin related protein 1a
Exons: 16
Coding region: 7-2232 (741 amino acids)
Biological process (GO): dephosphorylation
Molecular function (GO): phosphatidylinositol-3,5-bisphosphate 3-phosphatase activity
Source: RefSeq, a predicted model, not a curated record
GAAGAAAUGCUAUUUGUCAGCAGCAGAAGCGCUACAGGAAGCAGAACGAGAUCGACGACCACAGAUACUGCACACAUACACAUAGAUAGAGAUGACUUCCUAAAAACAGACAUCAAGCUCUCGGACGAUAGGAAAUUAAUACAUUCACUGCAUACAAAAUUGAACGUGGGAGAGUUGGAAAUGGAGAAACAGCAGUCGCCUGGCACGGGCAGUCCGAUGUUGCCUCCUAUGCUGCCCAGAAAACCACGAACCCUCGGAGGAGGACACCCUGCGUCUCGACAAGACAGUGCGGAUUCAUUAGACAGCCCCACUGGAUCUCAUGUGGAGUGGUGUAAACAGCUUAUAGCAGCCACUAUCUCCAGCCAGAUCUGUGGCACUGUCCCUCCAGAAGCCAUGACCCGUGAGUGCAUGUUUCAGGAUUCUGGUGAAGAGCACGGUUAUCAGUGUGACAGUGACUCUGAGCUGCUGUCUCAUACUCCGCAAGUAUUUGGAGGUAGGCAAAGGCAAGCGCCUAUGGAUGUAGUGCCACUGGUCCCAGGAGAGACAAUCAAAACCACUGUUAAAGACGUGAUGUAUAUCUGUCCUUUCACUGGAGCUGUGACCGGCACUCUGACAGUCACAGACUGCAAACUCUACUUUGUCAGUCUUGAAAGGGAUGCUCCUUUUGUGUUGGAUGUGAACCUUGGUGCCAUCAGCAGGCUAGAGACUAUCAGUGUACAGAGCCAUGGAGAGAAUACUAAUGGCAUGGAAAUCAUCUGUAAGGAUAUGAGAAGUACCAGGUUUGCCCAUAAAAAGGAAGAGCAGAGUAAGCUGGAGAUUUUGGAGACGCUGACCAAGCAUGCCUUCCCCCUGUCCAAUGACCUGCCACUCUUUGCCUUCCAAUACAAAGAAAAGUUUCCAGAGGAUGGAUGGAAGGUUUAUGAUCCAGUGGCAGAGUACAAGAGAAUGGGUUUGCCAAAUGAGAGCUGGACCAUCAAUAAGAGUAACAUUAAUUAUGAAGUGUGUGACACCUAUCCUGCUUUGUUUGUCACCCCAAAAAGUAUUGAAGAUGACGAGAUCAAACGAGCGGCCUCUUUCAGAGCUAAACACCGCAUACCGGUCCUUUCAUGGAUCCACCCAGAAACCCAGGCCACUAUAGUGCGCUGUAGUCAGCCGAUGGUGGGCCCAACAGACCGCCGGUGUAAGGAAGAUGAGCACUACCUACAGACCAUUAUGGAUGCCAAUGCACAGUCCCAUAAACUCACUAUAUUUGAUGCUCGGCAGAAUACUGUGGCUCAUAAUCACAAGGCUAAAGAUGGAGGUUAUGAGAAUGAGAAUUUCUACCCCAACAUGGAGCUGAAUUUCCUGGAGAUACCAAACAUUCAUGUUAUGAGAGAGUCUCUGCGUAAGCUGAAGGAGGUGGUUUACCCCACCAUUGAUGAACACCACUGGCAUUCAGGCAUAGAUGCCACUCACUGGCUGGAGUACAUCAGGCUUUUGCUAGCGGGUGCAGUACGGAUUGCAGAUAAGGUGGAGUCCAGUAAGAGCUCAGUGGUGGUGCACUGCAGUGACGGCUGGGACCGCACAGCUCAGCUCACCUCUCUAUCCAUGCUGAUGCUGGACUCCUACUACAGAACUCUCAGGGGCUUCCAGGUGCUGCUGGAGAAGGAAUGGAUCAGCUUCGGACACAAGUUUGCUGCGCGUGUUGGUCAUGGAGACGAAAAUCAUGCGAACUCUGAGCGCUCCCCUCUAUUUGUGCAGUUUAUUGACUGUGUUUGGCAAAUAAUGAGACAGUUCCCUACUGCCUUUGAAUUUAAUGAGCUCUUCCUCAUCACCAUCCUGGACCACCUCUACAGCUGCCUGUUUGGAACAUUCCUUUACAACAGUGAACAGGAGAGAGUAGAAAAGGAAGUGAACAGUAAGACAGUGUCUUUGUGGUCCUACAUCAAUAGCCAGCCUGAGGACUUCACCAAUCCCUUCUAUGUGGACUAUGAAAACCAUGUGCUGUACCCCCUGGCCAGUAUCAGGCAUUUAGAGCUGUGGGUUGGAUACUACGUACGCUGGAACCCCCGUAUGAGACCACAGAUGCCUGUUCACCAGAACCUGAAGGAGCUGCUGUAUUUGCGAGCGGAGCUUCAAAGGAAGGUAGAGGAGUUACAGAAAGAAGUAUCUUCAUCGCGCUCUAUCUCCUCUUCUUCAGAGCACGCAUACUCUCCCUCACAUGGUAGUACACCCCUACACACCAGUGUUUAAAAAGCAUGCGGAAACUCAGUCACAGAUGAGAGAAGUCAUCCACAACAGGUUGUGUAGAAAUAAUCUGUUGGUUACAUUAAACUUAUCUGUUUGUCAUUUAUACUCACUGGAAAAUGCUUUGGGUUUGAAUGUACAGAGGCCCAGCGUUUACUACACACUCAGGAGAAAGCUUGAAUUCACUGCAUGAACACCCAAAAUGAAUUGAAAAGCUUUUGAUCGUAGAUUCAAUAAUACAGGUUGUGAAAAAUAGCCAAGUAUUUUAACUUACAUGUUUAAUUUCCAAUGUUUGACUUGUAAAUAUGCUCAAAUUUAAAUAAUUUAUUGGUAUGUUGCUGAAGUAAUUGUCUUUUUUAAAACACAUUUAUAGUCCCCAACAAAUGUGUCCUUUUGCUAUUGUUUUACUGUUUAAUAGUUUCUAUUUUUCCUCAGCAUAGCCUGCCUCUGUGCCAAUAACAGUACAACCUAGUCAAAUUUCACCUCGGUUUUAGCUCUUUAAUAAAUUGUACAAAACAUUUCUUGUUGAACUUGGAUUAUGUGUCAGGCCUUUUAGGUUGGUAGGAUAGUUGUUUUACAUUAGUUAUAUGGAGAAUGGGUUCUUGAUAGUGUUGAAGGCGGAGAAAAGUUGUGAUACUGCCGUUUUGGAACCACAUAUUUUAUUUUCCUCUCACAAGCACUUGUUAGUGGGAAAGUAGAAUCACGUGCAUAAAAUACCAGUGAGUGCAGCCUGUAGUGUAGGUAAUGUUUACAUACACACUUUACCCUGUACUACUGAAAUGUAUGUUUACACCGCUGAACGUAAAAUAGGGACCAUCAGAUGAUUAUAUUAUAUAAAAUUGGUAAAGUAUAUACAGUGUGUAUAUAUAUAUAUAUAUAUAUAUAUAUAUAUAUAUAUAUAUAUUAUUGAUAAUAUACAGUAUUAAUUGAAAGUUUCACAGUUUUGUUUCCCAUAUUAUAUAUUAUGUUCUCUUCAAUAGAAGCCUUUAUCUUCAUUUAAAGGUUGCCAACAUUUGUACCUCCCCUUAUUGUUAUGUAAUUAUAUAGUGUGGGGAACAAUUCAGAUCAGUGGAACAGCUCAGGGUCUGCACCUGAAGAAUAUGCCAAUUAUUGUUUCAAAAACCUGUUUACUCGUAAUCUUUAAAACGCACCUUUAAAAAAUGUCUUGUUUUCCUCCUUGAUGUUUUUUGUUACCCCUUUUUAUUUUUCAAUAUACACAAAAAUUCUAUGUCAGACUGACAUACUUGAAGAGAAAUAAAUUAAUCAAAGACUAGAUUCACUGUUUAUUAUUGGGUUUCUUUAUGGUGAUCUGUUACUGCCAGGUAUAGCCAGUAAGUUACAAAGUGAAAUUUGAGAACACAUUUGAAUACAUUUAGAAAUGAUAAAUUUAACAUGUAGAAAAGGACUGCCAGAUUAAACAUGUGAUUGUGUGUCUUCGUUACAUUCUGUAUUUGAGUGCGCAGGCACUAAAGAAAGCAGUGAGAUUUUACGCAGAGGGUCAAUAUCUCUUUGAGGUACAGUUAAAGCCAAAUUUAUAUUUAUGCAAUAAACGGCAGACCUAAGAUUGUAACUACAACAAUGACAGCAUUACAAUCUCAUAUGUGGCAGUAACAUGAUACAUGAACUAAACUGGCAGUGCAAAUCCAAAACACUUCCAAAAAUGUAUCGCCCAAUAACACAUUUCACAAGUUCAUAAAUAAACCCAGUACACAAGAAAAACCUUUAAUAUCUACAGCUAAAAUCCAAAACAUGCAUGUAUGUACAGCUCUGCGUGUACACCCUUGUUUUGACAAAAUUGCAACUACUGGCCGAACAAUUCCAGAGAGCCUGAAGAUCCUUACAAAUACAACCUCCACUAUAUGAACUGCUGGUAUACUACUAAUAUGGUCAAUGGAAAGAAUCAGGGAGGUUUUAACAGUCAGAUCAUGCAUCUAAGCAACAUAUUUGGAAGCAGUUCUAAUAAAUGUUUUUUUGUUUGUUUUUUCAAAACAAAUAAGUGAUAGGAGUUGUUAAAAAUGCUCAAUACACUUGUGAAUUUACACAUUUGUCUUUACAAAAACCUUUGUAUCUUUUACUUCUCUAAUGGUGAAGUCUGAUUUACACAUUCAUUGCUUUUCCCAAUGGAUCACUUGAUCAACACCAAAGCUGAAGAACACGCAAAAAGGCAAAACCAUCACCUACAUGUUUCAUAUUUGGUGUUCUAAUUUCUGACAAGUGUAGCACCAAUAAAGCUACAUUGUUCUUGUAGCCUAUCAAACAAAAUCAUAAGAGUAAAAAAGAGUUACAUUCAGCUAACAUUCUGUUCGUUUUCACCAUAGAUGAGGUACAAAAGCCUUGUUAGGACACAUUGUCAUGUGUAGAGGUGGCCAACAUUCAAAUAUUGUGCCAUUAUGUUUCAGACAUUAGUAUCAUCUACUUCUGUAACUAUAGUUAAUUUUGGGUAUGUGAGAGAACAAUAUUUUGGAUCUGUUCAAACUGUUGUCCUGUGUUAAAAUGAAACUGAUUGUUCCAUCUAGUUUGCACACAUUUAAAUGAGCCCUUCAACGGAUGCGAGUGUAAGUGUUUCCUUUUGUAGGUUAGUAGGGUAGCGUGUCUUCCCUAAUGUUAGCGUGGUAAGGCAUCGGAAGGAAAGCACCAUUGGCAAGGGCUGGGGGGUAAUAAAGGUGCACCUGAAUUCACAGUGAAAAACAACAGCUACAGGAAAGUCUGGAGCAUCAAGUGGGGGAUAAAAUGGCAAGGACUGAGCUGCUAAACUCUACUUGCUUAUUCUCUUGACAAUUCUAGAUGGUGACCUUCCAAAUCAGAAGAAAUAAAGGGCCUGGUCUUGCUCAAAGGCCGUACCCUUGCAUGAAGGCAAGUGGAGCGGACAAAUCAUCCAUAACAGACAAGUGGGAAUGCAGCCAGGGAUUCGUUAAGGCAAUAGCAAAACUAAACAGGGUGCAACAGGUCUACAAGGGCUCUAAAAAGUAUUGAAAGCUAAAGCACAAACAUGCUACAAACAAUACAAACACUAGACUAGGACAAUUACUACGCCGUGUAAUUCAAGGGGGGGGGGGGGCACAAACAUUUAUGUACAUUUUCUGCUACAAGUGUAAAUAGGGAUACACUGAUACGACGGUUUCAGUUCAAACUUCGGAGCGGUACACAAUAUACAAGCACGUCAAUCCCUUAAAAUCCCAAAAAGGCAAUCAGUCAGAUAUACAAGAGUUACUACACUGCUUAAUUAUUGUGCUAACAUGAAAACACAACUUGAUUUAUUUCCACCCGUGACUUACUUCACGCUAAUGUUUCUAGGCCUUCUUAUCACACUAAAUCCACCUAUCCCUUAAAAGAAGGAUUUUCAAUCACUGACAUCCAGCUAAUACACACAAAAACAGUCAACACGAUUUCUUCAUCAACAAAACCACACCUUCACAGUUAUACUUCAUUUGAAUCAUUGUUUCAUUUAUAUAGCAAAUUAGACGGUAAGCAGCCGUUGGUUAGUUUUGGACUCCAGUCGCAUUUUCUCUCUCUCUCUCUCUCUCUCUC